GCAAAUGUAGGCACUGAGUAACUAAGCAUUGGUAUAGAUGUAUGCCUUGCAGUGGGGCGGUUUCGCUCAACAAGGCUCGAUUGAGAACGUAAACUCAUAAUUAUUGUGUUUAUUCUCUAGCGCGCGCGCUCUCUCUCUCUCUCCUCCCUCUCUAUCUAUUUCUCGCUCUCGUGCACUCUGGUCUGCAUUGCCGCAUGUAAACUGCUCGUUUGGAGUUCGUUUGAUUUACUGCUAGCGGCUUUUCAGUUUCUACGCAUUGCCGUUUUUAAUAUAAACUAUUUCCUUUGGACUGGACAAUAAAAUUAUCAUUAACUUUGUAGAGGGAAGUACGGGUAUUAGAACUAGCCAAGGAGGAAACGGCUCUCAGCUAAACCAGCGAAACGGGCUUCUCCCAAAACGUGAUUGCUUUCCACCACAUCCCAUGGACUGCUGAAUGAAGGUUGUCUAGAACCAGAAUUUAAUGGUGCUACUGAAUGCUCGUUUGCGUUCCGACUCGUGGGGACUGGUCUUAUAUAAAUCUGAUAUAAAUCACAGAUGUCUGUAGUUAAAUUUUCAAAUUUGACGAAAGGGACAGGAUCGGAGCAACAUAGCCUAUUGAUUCGCUUUAAACUCAAUGGCCGCCCUAAUCACAAUGACACUGAAAUAAUGUGAGACGUGGUUUUAACCUGAUGUGAUUUUUCCUCUUCAACGUUUUUCAAGCAGAAAAAGUGUCUCCCAGAAAACAGUGUUUUCAUGUUGAUUAAGCUUCGCGCAUGCGUUGCCAUUAUCGGAAUUAUUUCGCCACCCAGGACUAAGUUGCAUUCCCGAAUCCACACUCGAGCUAAUUCUUUCAUCAAAGUUAGGAAUGUGGACAGUUCAAGAACGAGGAUGUGCCGGGAUUUUGUGUAUUCCUUUGAUGGUCGCCGUUGUCUGCUGUGCACAAAGCGCGAACGAGCCAAGCAACAUGUCCUACGUGAAGGAGACCGUGGACAAAUUGCUGAAAGGAUAUGACAUUCGCUUAAGGCCUGAUUUUGGAGGUGCCCCUGUGGACGUCGGGAUGAGCAUAGACAUCGCCAGCAUCGACAUGGUCUCUGAAGUGAAUAUGGAUUACACCAUCACCAUGUACUUCCAGCAGUCCUGGAGAGACAAGCGGCUGUCCUACACCGGGAUUCCUCUCAACCUGACCCUGGACAACAGGGUUGCUGACCAGCUCUGGGUCCCCGACACCUACUUCAUCAAUGACAAGAAGUCCUUUGUGCACGGCGUGACUGUCAAGAACCGCAUGAUACGCCUGCACCCAGACGGCACCGUGCUGUACGGCCUCAGGAUCACCACCACUGCCGCCUGCAUGAUGGACCUGCGAAGGUACCCCCUGGAUGAACAGAACUGCACCCUGGAGAUUGAAAGCUAUGGCUACACAACGGAUGAUAUCGAGUUCUACUGGCAAGGUGGAAGUGCGGUCACAGGAGUUGACAACAUUGAGUUGCCCCAGUUCUCCAUCAUAAAUUACAGAACGCUGUCCACAAAAGCGGUCUUUACAACAGGGUCCUAUCCCAGACUGUCGCUGAGCUUCAAGCUCAAGAGGAACAUCGGCUACUUCAUCCUGCAGACGUACAUGCCCUCCACCCUGAUCACCAUCCUGUCCUGGGUCUCCUUCUGGAUCAACUACGAUGCAUCUGCUGCAAGGGUGGCCCUAGGUAUCACAACUGUCCUCACCAUGACUACCAUCAGUACUCACCUGCGGGAGACCCUGCCUAAAAUCCCGUACGUGAAGGCCAUCGACAUCUACCUGAUGGGCUGUUUCUUCUUCGUCUUCCUGGCGCUGCUGGAGUACGCCUUCGUCAACUACAUCUUCUUCGGACGGGGCCCUCACCUCCAGAAGAAAGAGGCGGACAAGGCUGCCAAAACAAACAAUGAAAAGGCCAGGGUAGAGACCAACAGGGUGCAGGUGGACGCCCACGGCAACAUCCUCCUCACCAACCUGGAGAUCCGGAACGAGAUGGGUGGCGGCGAGGUGUUAACGGGCCUGGGCGAUCCGCGGACGACCAUGUUCUCCUACGACAGCGCCAGCAUCCAGUACCGCAGGCCCUUGGCCAGCCGGGGGGACCCAUACGGCCGCCCGGCCAUCGACCGGAGCGCAGACCACCAGAAGAGUCGGCUGCGGAGGAGGGCCACCCAGCUCAAGGUCAAGAUCCCCGACCUGACAGACGUGAACGCGGUCGACAAGUGGUCCCGCAUCAUCUUCCCUAUCGCCUUCACGUUCUUUAACCUGGUCUACUGGCUUUAUUAUGUGCACUAAUCCUUCACUACUGCAGCGUAUUCCAACAAUGUUUAUUUUAUUUUAUUUUUUUCUCAGAAGGGGCAUAAGGUAAUAAAUAUGUGCAAAUUUCAAAGCAUGAGGAGGCAUUCAGUCAACAGUCUGAGUUUUGAUCCAAGGCCCUCUAUUGGAAAUAGCUUAUACUGUAGUAGUGAAGAUUCAAAAUACACAUGAACUGUACAGUUCAACUUUGUGCCAAAUGUAACAAUGGUACAGUUAUGGAAAUGACUUCAACCCUGUCCUGUAGCUUAGUGCCAUAGCAGCGUGUUAUUCUGCAUGCAAUUAACAUGUCAGUCUUUUGAUUAUCUUAAAAAGGGCAGACAAAGUAAAUGACACAGAUGAAUGUUUUUGGUUUUUUUUUUCCCUGGCAUUCAUUACAACGCCAGCCCCAGUUGCUGAAAGCAUUAUUCCGAAAUGUUCCACAGAUAUAUACAGUAAAAUGUAAAAGUAUUGGGACAGUGACACUAUUUUGUGUAUCAUGUUCAUCAUACAAGGAAUAUGAGUUUAAAGUUCAGACUGCCAGCUUUAAUUUGAGGGCAUUUACAUCCAUAUUUGGUGAUCCGUGUAAGUAUCACAGCUCUUUUUCAUGCAAAGGCCCCCAUGUUAGGGAAUCAAAGGUAAUUCGACAAUUGGCUGCUCAGCUGUUUCUUGACCAGAUGUGUGUGUUUUAUCAUUACAUCAUGCACAAGAAAGCUAACAAAAGUUCAAGAGUUGAUUCUAGAUGUGGAAUUUGUAUUUGGAGUCUGUUGCUGUUGACUAAGUAAGUCUUAAUGCCAGUAAAAGAUGCCAUUAUGAGGCUGAACAAUACAUUGUGAGGAAGCAAGAAUUCACUGGUGAGCACAGCAAUAGCAAAUGACCUGGGAGACCCUAGAAGACCACUGUUGUGUAUGACCAAAGAAUUCUUUCAAUUGCGAAGAAAAAGCACUAUAAAGAGAAGACUGCACUAGCAUUACCUCAGACGGUUCACUGCAAGAUGCAAACCACUGGUAAGCCUCAAGAGCAGAAUGGCUAGGUGUGAGUUUGCUAAAAAAAGAAAAAAGUACAUUAAACAAACUCUUAUGGAGUGAGUCUUAUGGACUGCUGAGAUGAGUAUUAACGUGUACCAAAAUGAUGGAAAGAAAGAAGUGUGGAGUAUGGAACUGCUCAUGAUUCAAAGCACCCCCCUCAUCUGUGAAACAUGGUGGUGGGAGUGUAUGUAUUUCUGCUUCUGGAACUGGCUCAUGUGUCUUCAUUGAUGAUGAGGCUGCUGCAGGAUGAAUUCUGAAAUGCACAUAUGACCUUGCAUGCAGUGCUUGAAGUCUGUGUUGCAUAGACAUCACCAGGUGCUGGAGUAUCUUCUGUUGCGAUGCUUUUUUCGAGGGCUAAUUGGUUUAAGUUUUCUCUUCAGCAUAUGAAACACAUGUUCAUUUAGAUUUGGAUCGGGGCAAUGAGUUGGCCAAUAUAGAAUUUUCCAGUUUUGGUUUUUGUUGUUUUAACAGUAUGAUUGGAAUGGUUGUCUUGCUGAGAUUGUAAGCAUUUGGGUAAACUUGAGCAGAUAAGAUGCUUCUGUACACUUCAGAAUUCAUUCUGCUGCUACAUCAUCAAUGAACACCAUUGAGCAUUAUCUGUGUUAGCCAUACAUGCCCAAACCAUGACACCCCCACCACCAUGUUUCACAGAUGGGGGGGGGGGGAUGCUUUGGUUCUUAGGCAGUUACUUUUGGCCUCCACACUUAGCUCUUGCUAUCACUCUGAAACACCUAAAUCUUGGUCUCUGUCCAUUGUUAGAACUCUAUAGCCUCUUUUAGAUACUUCUUAGUAAACUAAUCUGGAAAUUCUGUUUUUGCAGCUAACUAGUGUUUUGCAUCUUCCAGUGUAGUUCUGUAGUUCUAUUUGUGAAGUCUUCUGUGGACAUUAGUCACUGAAACAGCUACGCCUGCCUCCUGAAGAGAGUUUCUGAUUGGUCAGACAGGUGUUUGGGAGUUUUUCUUCAUUAUGGUGAGAAUGAUUUGGUCAUCAACUGUUGAGGUCUGCCUUGGUCUACCUUUGUUAUUACUCCUCCAGAGUUCACCAGUGCUCUCUUCCUUCUUAAUGAUGUUCCAAAGAGUUGAUUUUGGUAAGCCUAAGGUUUGGCAUAUGUCUCUAACUUAUCUCCUUGACUUUUGACUUUCUUCGGUAGAACUCUGGCCCUCAUGUCAACAAACACCAAUAACAGGCUCCAAUGGCAAUGAAAACCCUACAAUCAAGACUGUCUUAUACCUGUAGUAAGGAAGAAAUUGAACACACCUGACUAGUUAGAAAUACACGUGAAGCCACUUUUCCAAAACAUUAUAGUGCCCUGAAAUGGGGGGACUAUGUAUAAAGAGUGCUGUAAUUUCUACAUGGUGAAACCAAAAUGUAUAAAAAUAUCCUUUAAAAAAGCUGAAAAUCUGCACUUUUCCCUCUUGUGAAUGGUUUGAUUACAAAUCGAAAAUUAUGGAGUGCAUUAUGGAGCCCAUAGAUAUUAUAUGCUUCAAAUAUUUAAAAAACAUACCAUUUUAAUUCAUUGUACAAGUUCUGUAUAUCUACAUAUUGCUCUUUGUGUUUUAUUAUAAAUGGAAUUUUGCAAUAUUUUGUACUAUUUCACAGUUUCUGCACAAAUGAAAAUGGCUGUAAGACUUACGAACAACUUAUGAAUAGUACACAUAAUGUAUAUUACGACUUUAUUAGGGUACCCAGUCUGAAGCAGAGCUAAUUUGCAUGAUUAUAUUUCAUCUGUGAUAUGAUAUAUCGUAGUUUCACCUUUGUGUCUGUAUUAAGAACAUGUAUAUACACAUGUAUUUUUGUGUUUCAGUUCUAAGACAUGAACAGCACUUUUCAACUGAAGAUAUAUCAGCAGUUGAUCUUUAAAAAAAGCAAAGAGCAGACAAUCUGCCAUCCUUAUAUAUUUUUCAUUUUAUUCAGAUGAGGUUUAUUGACAGAGAGGGGAUCACAGUGCAGACAGUGUCAUGGUGGGGAAUCGAUCUCCCUCCCACAGGGGUAGAGUCGUAUAUGGGUUGAAAUUUGGCCGUCCCACGGACUGUGCCAUAGUUAAUCUUUUUAUGAUCUUGUUUCCCUCAUCUCAUUUCUAUUGACCUUUAAAUGCAUAUAUAAUUGGAGAUUGAAAGAAAGUUAAAGUAUAAAUAAAUAAAGUUUCUGGAAAAAUAAAGUUAAUAAGUAUUUGAAGUUAUACUCUGGGCAAGCUGUAGUUGGAGGCAUUGAACACAUGGAAAGUGAGAGCUCUUACAAGUGAGAUCCAUGAACUGUUAAGCUUGCUACCUCAAAAUGGCAGGUAUCUUCCCAAGUGGGUGAGAAAUUACUUAUCAUUUAGCAAGACACUUUAUUUGAACUAAGUCAGUAAAUACUUGGCUGUAUAAAUGGAGACGAUAUGUUGAGAGCUAUUUAACUUGCCCUUGUUGUAAGCAUCUGUUUGACAAAUACAAAUGGUUCAUAUAGAAGAA
Messenger RNA from Anguilla anguilla (European eel), 5753 nucleotides. RefSeq names its product gamma-aminobutyric acid receptor subunit beta-1-like. Gene Ontology annotation, cellular component: membrane; neuron projection; GABA-A receptor complex. Gene Ontology annotation, molecular function: extracellular ligand-gated monoatomic ion channel activity; GABA-A receptor activity; neurotransmitter receptor activity. NCBI's taxonomy places the organism in Eukaryota, Metazoa, Chordata, Actinopteri, Anguilliformes, Anguillidae. Bases 845 to 2278 code for a protein of 477 amino acids. The transcript is spliced from 9 exons. The record is from RefSeq and is a predicted model, not a curated record. Gene Ontology annotation, biological process: regulation of membrane potential; monoatomic ion transmembrane transport; signal transduction.